AUGAAGACAAAAUGGAACAUUUUGCUGUUUCUGGUUUUCUUAUUUUGGAACCCAGCCAGGUUGGUGCUGGCUGACGGCCAAGAAGAUGAGGCUAAAAAUAACAUUACCAUCUUUACGAGAAUUUUAGACAGACUUCUGGAUGGCUAUGAUAAUCGGCUUAGACCAGGACUGGGAGACAGUAUUACUGAAGUCUUCACUAACAUCUAUGUGACCAGUUUUGGCCCUGUCUCAGAUACGGAUAUGGAAUAUACCAUAGAUGUUUUCUUUCGACAAAAAUGGAAAGAUGAACGGUUAAAAUUUAAAGGUCCUAUGAACAUCCUUCGACUUAACAAUUUAAUGGCUAGCAAAAUAUGGACUCCAGAUACCUUCUUUCAUAAUGGGAAAAAAUCAGUAGCUCAUAAUAUGACAAUGCCAAAUAAAUUGCUUCGAAUCCAGGAUGAUGGGACUCUGCUGUAUACAAUGAGGCUUACAGUACAAGCUGAAUGUCCAAUGCACUUGGAGGAUUUUCCAAUGGAUGCCCACUCAUGCCCUCUGAAAUUUGGCAGCUGUGAAUAUACUGUAAUGACAGCUCAUUUCCACUUGAAAAGAAAGAUUGGGUAUUUUGUGAUUCAGACAUAUCUGCCUUGCAUCAUGACUGUCAUUCUCUCCCAAGUGUCAUUCUGGCUUAACCGUGAAUCUGUGCCUGCAAGAACCGUGUUUGGAGUAACAACUGUUCUAACAAUGACUACCCUCAGCAUCAGUGCACGGAAUUCUCUCCCCAAAGUGGCUUAUGCAACUGCCAUGGACUGGUUUAUUGCUGUUUGCUAUGCAUUUGUGUUCUCUGCCUUAAUCGAAUUUGCAACUGUUAAUUACUUCACCAAAAGAGGAUGGGCUUGGGAUGGGAAGAGUGUAGUAAAUGACAAGAAAAAAGAGAAAGCCUCUGUCAUGAUACAGAACAAUGCAUAUGCAGUGGCUGUUGCCAAUUAUGCCCCAAAUCUUUCAAAGGAUCCAGUUCUGUCCACCAUCUCCAAGAGUGCAACCACACCAGAACCUAACAAGAAGCCGGAAAACAAGCCAGCUGAAGCCAAGAAAACCUUCAACAGUGUUAGCAAAAUUGAUAGAAUGUCUAGAAUAGUUUUCCCAGUCUUGUUUGGUACAUUUAAUUUAGUUUAUUGGGCUACAUAUUUAAACAGGGAACCUGUAUUAGGGUUCAGUCCUUGA
Molecule: messenger RNA, 1200 nt
Organism: Chrysochloris asiatica (Cape golden mole)
Lineage: Eukaryota; Metazoa; Chordata; Mammalia; Afrosoricida; Chrysochloridae
Product: gamma-aminobutyric acid receptor subunit alpha-2-like
Exons: 8
Coding region: 1-1200 (399 amino acids)
Biological process (GO): gamma-aminobutyric acid signaling pathway; regulation of postsynaptic membrane potential; monoatomic ion transmembrane transport
Cellular component (GO): neuron projection; postsynapse; synapse
Molecular function (GO): GABA-A receptor activity; inhibitory extracellular ligand-gated monoatomic ion channel activity; GABA-gated chloride ion channel activity
Source: RefSeq, a predicted model, not a curated record